Molecule: messenger RNA, 8850 nt
Organism: Lymnaea stagnalis (great pond snail)
Lineage: Eukaryota; Metazoa; Mollusca; Gastropoda; Lymnaeidae
Source: the annotation of a GenBank genome assembly
ACUUCCUGUAGUAUCAGUGCAUGUUAUUGAAUGGAAUAUGUAAUUCUAAGUUUUGUUUAACCGUAAAGCCGUAAACUGAAAGAUCCCAUCGAACAAUUAAGGCUAAGGUACUGACCAUUGGCGUAUUUAUUUAUUAAUUUCUUAAAGAACAAAAUGAACGCUAAUACUAAUAACUACUAAUAAGUGAUGUGCUUAACUUUGAACUGGAAGGUAACUCAGGUAAGUCAGAUACUACACUUGACUUAGAAUAUACUUGAUAUAGUAAGAAGCAGCCACCAUUGGCCAUUGCCUUUAACAUGAAUAAUUUUCAUUUUAAAGUCUUAAUUUUCCUUUGACUAAAUUUUGAAUUAUUUGUAUUAAAUUAAUUUAUGAAUAAUCAUCAUUAGUGUAACUGCAAAAAAAAAAAAAACAACAUUUUUCCCCUUGCACUCACCAUCUCUUUAAUUUACACAAUUUUAAAUAGAACAAGGUAUGCUUUUAUGUAUCAUUGUAUGGUGAAGUGGAAGCUUGAAACAUAAAGUAAGAAGUGGCACUAAAAGAAGAACUUUUCAGCUAAGACUAAGAGUCUUCCACAGCUGGCAGAACAAAGGUAGAGUUAACAAGAAAUAGAAAUCAUUUUAAAAAAAAACUUAAAUUGUUCGCCAUAUUCAUGUUAUUGUUGGAACUUAUACACAAAUUUAAAUUUUACUUUCUUACAAUCUCCCACUCUUCAUAAAUACAUGUUUAGCUACACUCUCCCACUCUUUUAAUAUUUCCACUGCCUUCAAUAUCUCAAUCUUAACACACCAAUUUUACCAACUUGCACUCUCCCACUCUUUAUACACAUUUUACCUUCAUACAUUCUCCCAGUCUUCACACAAUUCUACUGCCUUCACUAUCUCACUCUCAACACAUAUUUUAGUAACUUUUACUCCAACUCUUCACCCAAUUUUAACCACUUAACUCUCACACUCUUUACACAAUUAUAACCAAUUUGCACUCUUCCACUACCUCUCUUUAUGCAAUUUUACACUCCAAUUUACUAAAAUUAACUGUUUAAACUAUCCUAUAUGCACAAUUUUACUACAUUCACUAUCCCACUCUUUACAAACGUUUACUAUUUACACUUCCAAUCUUUACCCAAUUUUAGCAAAGAACAUUCUCCCACCCUUUACACAAUUUUACCAACUUACACUUCACUUUACACAAUUUUACCAACUUACACUCUCCCACUGCCUCCCUUUAUAAAAUUGUACACUCUUAUACUUCACUUUACACAAUCUUACUGCUUAAGCUCUCCAACUCUUUACUCAAAAUUUACUUAUUUGCACUCUCCUACUCCCACUCAUUAUACAAUGUUACUAUUUACACUUCCCCUGUCAAAUGCACAUUUUUUCAGACACUUUACCAACUUUUACUCACCGACUCUUUACACAAUUUUUCUAUCUACUUUCACUCCCCCACUGAAGUAUUUUUACUCUCCCGUAUUCUCUCUUAAUCUCACUAUUAGUCACUAUUUAUGUCGAAAUGGUUCUGUGUUCUUUUUGACUAUUUUGAGAAUCAAUUUGGUCGGUAAAAAUAAAUAUUAAUGGUUUAAUAAUUAUUUUAUUUGUGACCGGAAUAAAGGACAUCAUUUCUUGGGUCUUGUGAAACUAUUGUAUAAGUAGUUCUUAAUUUUUUGUUUGUUGUUGUUACCAGUUCUGAUUUAUAAUAUUGAUUACAUUCCUCGUUAUUUAAACAAAAUUCAUCUAAAUAAUUGAACAGUGCUCUAGCCAUCAAAUGAUUUAAAAAAAUGAACCAGAACUUUCAUUUGACUGAAGCGAAUCUCUAGUGAAAUAUGAACUAUACAAAGGAAAAACCUCACUCACUGACGCAAAUCCCCAUCUAGUCAUAUCAUUAAAUAUAUCUUAGGCAGUCUUAGGCCCUUUCAUGUCAUAUGCAACAUAUUAUGUUGAAAAAUAAUGUUUUUUUAAAAAUUUAUUCCCUUGAAAUUUAUAAUGUUAUUAAUUAGUUGAUUGAACGUCAAUUUUAGGCUCUUGUGAGAGUGCUUCUCUGGUCUAAUGACCCACCCCCCCAACCCUUUUUUCCUCCCCCCCCAACCCUUUUUUCCCUUCCCCAUUUGUUUCUUCUCUUCUCUUUUGAAGAGACUAUUAUAUUAUAAUGAAUCUGCUAUAUUUUAUAAAGUAUAGAACGAGUCAACGGAGAGUUUAUAAUGUUCGUAUAACGAAAUAGUAUAGUAGGCCUAUUUCUUAUUCCAUAUAAUUUACAAUAUACUCGAAAGUCUUACAUGGCGAUUGUUUAUUAAAAAAAAAACAAAGAAAAAAGAUUGCUCCACCUUUCGUCCGUUUUGCCAUCAUUUUAAGAGUCAUGCGCAUUAUCCCAAAGUUCUGCCGGAAAUGCACAUUCAGUGACAUUCUUAUUUGUAUUUAUCUCCGUCGAAAUAUUUGGGGUGGCGCCGGGGCGAGCUUCACAUGGGAGAUAAUCUGUGAUUAGCUUGAAGUGAAAGGCCACGGUGUUUGCUGAAGGUCACGGGGUAUCUCGCCCCGUGGACACCAACACUAUUUAUGCUUUGCUAUCUCCGUCCCGAUAGUGGCGUUAUUUACACCACUGGGUCAUGAUGUCGUCAUGGCGACGACCUGUAGCUGAUAAAAGGGACAGCAUCCCCGUUGCUAACUUUCGUUUUCAUAAAAUUAUUUUGGGCAAAAGUUAAUUCUUGUUCCCCCUCAAUCUCUCUCGGUUUCUAUUCUUUGCCAGGCGUUUAAAAAAUUAUGGCUUAUAAUAUAUAAUGAUCACACGAUCAAUGAUAAAUUGUAAUUAACUUGAACUUGAAAAAGACUUGAAAAUAUGUUUAUACAUUUCUUAUUCACUUAACUUAACGGGCAAGUUUACUGGUACCUUUUACAUAUGAACUAUUUAUGGUAGACUAUGGUGAAAAUCAUUGCCUAAGUGAAAUGGUGCAUGAUUAUAUGUUAGACAACUAGUGCGGUAUAAUCCUUAGUGUAUACUUGUAUAUCUGAGUUUGAGUGUUGAUGUGUACUCAUCUGACACCUUCUGCCCCCCCCCCUUUUCGCCCACCCCACACUGACCCGAAUAUUACAUAAACAACAUUCAUUAGUCUGUGGUGCUUAAUGUAAAAAAUGUACCACAGUGGACAACCCCCCUCCCCCACCAUCCUAAACCUAAAUUGUUGGACAGACACUGAUCCAACACAUGAAUUUUAAAUGCAAUGUACGAUACUGUAGCAACAUAUCAUGGACAAUAACAAUUUAUUAUAAAAGAUAUCUUUUAAAAACAUUAACACAAUUUAUAACACAUUUUCGACAUUCUUUAUUACAGAUCAGAUUCUACUACCGAUGAUAGCACCACAUCUCAUCAUGUUGUCCAACCCAUGGUAGCACCACAAACGGUCAGGGUUUACAACCUACUAUUGCACCACAAAUGUCAAGUCAACUUCUAUCCUCGCCCAGUUCCAACGGCCCAUCCCGAGCUGUUCUAACAUGCGUUUCCUAGGCAACAUGAAGUUCCGUCACCGGCUGGUAGCAGUGGUCGUGUUGAUGGUAAUGUUACUGGGGAUCUAUAUGAACUUCCCCCAAGAGAUGUCGCAAGUGGAGCUACUGCAACAGCAUCGGAGGAUGCUACAGGCACGGAACUUCAGCACCUUUUGGAAGGUGAGUUUUUUUAGUAAAACUUAAUGGCGGUAAGUUGAGGGGGGGGGGGAGGGGGGGGCCUAACCACAAUUUUCCGUUGGUUUAAUUUUAGUUAUCAGUUUUACAGGCACGGAACUUCAGCACCUUUUGGAAGGUGAGUUUUUUUAGUAAAACUUAAUGGCGGUAAGUUGAGGGGGGGGGGGAGGGGGGAGCCUAACCACAAUUUUCCGUUGGUUUAAUUUUAGUUAUCAGUUACCAUACAUUGAUCUCCAAUAGUUACGGUGUAUCAACUUCCCUGUUAUUUUGGUUUGUUGCAGCAUAAAGACGGCGAUGACUCUGAGGUUUGCCAACUGAAUGGGAAGCCGAGCCACUCCAACAUUUCCACCUACGAUCUCUUCUUCAAUACCCAGUUUAAUUUAUUGUCAAGUGGGGACUGGGAGAUGCCAGUUCCAGCGGAGGCAUUUCGUGAGUAAUACAUGGAUAAUGUAUGGGAUAUCAUGAGUAAAACAUGGAUAAUGUGUGGGAUUUCAUGAGUAAAACAUGGAUAAUGUGUGGGAUAUCAUGAGUAAUACAUGGAUAAUGUGUGGGAUAUUGUGAAUAACACAUGGAUAAUGUGUGGGAUAUCGUAAUACAUGGGUAAUGUGUGGGAUAUUGUAAUAUAUGGAUAAUAUGUGGGAUAUCAUAAUACAUGGAUAAUGUGUGGAUAUCAUGAGUAAUACAUGGAUAAUGUGUGGGAUAUCAUGAGUAAUACAUGGAUAAUCUUAAAGAUAAUAGGUUGUUACUUGAUAUAUGGUACAAACAUGUCAAAAUAAUUGUCCAAGAACUUCGACGUUAUUCAUACCGCACAAUUAUUUGACAAAUAUUCAAUGUAUGGACUAAUUGCGAUAGACUUAUUUUUUUUAUUAACAACGAAAAACUCAAACUAGGAUUUUCAAGACUGGGAAAAAAUAUGUACGAUGAAUGAACAAAACAAAUUACCAUUUAUUUGGAUUAAUAAAAGUAUCUUAUCUUAUCUUGUGCGACAUAUCUACUCACCUGUCCAGUUUUUGUCCGCAGACAAAGCUACCCGCCUGCCAAGACUGAAUGUGGUCCUUGUUCCGCAUUCGCACAAUGACCCAGGCUGGCUGAAGACAGUCAAUGAGUACUUCUCGGACCAGACACGUCACAUCUUGAAUAACAUGGUCAACAAGCUGACCCAGUACCCCAAGAUGACCUUCAUAUGGACAGAGACGGUUUACUUCUCAAUGUGGUGGAACGAGUUGGAUGAUGCUGUGAAGGUUUGUAUGUCACAUGUUUGUGUGUCUCAUAUGAGCAUGUCACAAGUUUGUAUGCCAUCAAAGGGUAGUAAUACAACAAGUGGCUGAAAGCCUGCAUCCGUGGGAAAAAACCCACAAUGUAAGAGUAAAAAAAAUGACAAGCUGAAGUGUCAAAAUAUAGAACCCGUAGGAAGCAGGCAUUCUAGCCUAGAUCUUCCUAGAAACAAAGAGAAGCAGACAUUCUAGCCUAGAUAUUCCUAGGACCCAUAGGAAGCAGACAUUCUACCCUAAGUCUUCCUUUGACUGAUUCUCCAAUGUGUAACCUUUUACAGUAACCAUUUACAGUAACCGUUUACAGUAACCAUUUACAGUAACCAUUUACAGUAACCGUUCUAUGAUUCUAAAAUUUUACUGAUUUUACUUUUCAUAGGUACAUGUUCGACGGUUGAUUAGACGAGGCCAGCUGGAGAUAACUCUAGGUGGCUGGGUCAUGCCCGAUGAAGCUAGUACACAUUAUGUGUCCAUCAUCGACCAACUUGUGGAAGGACACCAGUGGCUGUGGGAGAACCUGGGAAUACGUCCAGAGAACAGCUGGUCCAUCGACCCUUUCGGCUACUCGGGCACGAUGCCUUACCUGUGGCAGAGCGCUGGUAUGUCAAACAUGGUCAUUCAGCGUGUCCAUCAGGCGGUGAAGUCAGCCCUGGCCCAAGAGAGAGCCCUCGAGUUCAACUGGAGGCAAAUGUGGGAUGACAGGGGCAGCACCGACAUCUUCUGUCACGUCAUGCCGUUCAUGUUGUACAGCAUCAAGUACACCUGCGGCCCGAACCCGUUCACGUGUCUCAGUUACGAUUUCCGUCACAUUCCUGGCGAUUUCUCAGAGUCUCGGGCAAGGGAGCUAACCGAUGAGAAUUUGGCACAGAGUGCAGAAAUCUUACAUGACCAGUACCGCUCAAAAUCACGCUUCUAUCGCUACAGUACCAUCCUGGUUCCUAUUGGUGACGAUUUCAGAUAUGACAAGGAGCUCGAGUGGGACCAGCAGUAUGAAAAUUAUGAAAAGUUAAUUCAGUUCAUGAACUCUAAGCAAGAGUGGAAUGUGAACGUUCAGUGGGGAACCCUGCAGGAUUACUUCCAGCUGGUCAAGCAAGAGCACAUCAACUGGAAGCUGACCAACAAGGAGGAGGAGUUCCCUGUUUUAAGUGGUGACUUUUUCCCGUACUCGGAUCGUGAUGCUGCCUACUGGACGGGGUACUAUUCGACCCGGCCGUUCGAUAAGUACUUCAGCCGGGAUGUCCAGGCCACACUCCAAGCUGCAGACACCCUCAACACAUUGAACUAUGCCUAUUACAAGAAGUGGGGCCUGCUGACGGACACAAAGUUCUUCCAGCAUUCCUCUUUCCUCCAGACGGCGCGGAGAGCUUUGGGUCUCUUCAUGCACCACGACGCCAUCACGGGCACGGCCAAGGAAUUUGUCGCCGAGGACUAUGAGCAUUAUCUGCUCCGUGCCUACAACAACUCCCAGGAGGUCAUCAAACUGACCAUCCAGUCUCUGCUGUCCGGUGGUAAAGUGGAAUCCCCGGUGGUGUUCAAACCUGAGGUGGUGAGGAGAGAUCAUGUCUCUCUACCGCACAAACAAGUCAUCUCAGUGCAAGAGUCCGGGACCACGGUGGUUGUCUUUAACCCGCUCUCUCAGCCCCGACAGCAGAUCGUCCACCUUCUGGUCAACUGUCAGAUCCUGGAGGUGCUCUCCUACUCCCAGGAGGUCAUCCCCAGUCAGAUCAGCCCCGUGUGGAACCACGAAGAGGAUGCCGUCAUCCUGGAUGAUGUGUUCGAGCUGACCUUCGUGGUAGAGAUCGGGCCACUCACGCUCACACCUUUCAUUCUGUACAAGAGACACCAUCCACACAUUUCUUCCUACUCUUCGGCCGUCUCAGUUUUCAACACCCACCUGCUGGCCGCCUCCAUCCUCCUCAACUUCAAACAAAACAAACCUGAACCCAAGAGAACCGAACCCAUCGUGGUCAACAAUAAGGUCAUUCAACUGACCUUUGACCCCCAGACGGGGUCUUUACUUAAUGUAAUGGACAUGGUGAGCCGAAACACGACAGAGCUCAAUAUACAAUUUAUGUUCUACAAGUCCAAAGGCAGCGGGGCCUAUCUUUUUUUCCCCAAUGGACCAGCAACCAUUCUUUUCCCAAACAUUCCAAUUAUUCGAGUUUCCGAAGGUCCUCUCAUGACAUAUGUUGAAGUCUGCUUUGACCCAUACAUCACCCACCGAGUCACGAUUUAUCAUCACCCGAGCCAACUUACGUCUGCAAUUUUCAUUGAAAACAUUGUGAGCAUUCAGACUUUAAAAGAUAAAGAAAUCAUCAUGCGGCUGCAGACGGACAUCAAAAACCCAGACUUAUCUUACUUCACUGACCAGAAUGGCUUUCAGUUUAUCCGGCGUCGCACCAACACCAAUCAGAUAACACAAGCCAAUUAUUACCCCAUGACUUCCGGGAUGAUCCUGGAGGAUCACACGACCCGACUGACAGUGCUGUCUGCUCAGUCCCAUGGUGUAGCCUCCCUGGACACCGGUCAGAUUGAAGUCAUGUUAGACAGACAGCUCCUAUACGAUGACAACAGAGGGCUCGGGGAGGGAGUCAGGGACAUCAAAACGACAGUCAGUCGUUACGUGCUCCUGGCCGAGAGACGAUCGUCCCCGAGACAUUUGUCUUCAAACUACGCCUCUCUCUCACUACCAGCCCUGACUAUCCAAGAUAUGCUCCUCCAGCCGAUGCUAACCUACUACACCACCAUCGACUCAGACAUAUUCUUCCAUAGUUUAAGUCCGCUGACCACUUCCCUCCCUUGUGACACCAGCGCCGUAAGCCUCCGAAGUCUCGUCACAGGGAACUUGAACUACAACGGCACCAGUGUCAUACUACACAGACGGGGCUAUGACUGCGAUUUCCCUCAUGCAAACCUCCUCUGUUCUCCCUCAGACUCCUCCGUCUCGUUUGAUAAACUCUUCACUCAGUUCAGCUACACAAAUCUCCGUGAGACAACGCUCACACACACAGUGGUCAAGCGGGCAGUGAAUCCCGCGGAGAAACUCAAAAUAGCUCCUAUGGAACUGAUGGCUUACCAUUUACACUUUUAGAUCACCUACAUAGAGAUAGAUAGAGACAAUUUUACAUCAGUGAUUCCCCAUAUUAAUAUAAUAAUGCCUGGAGGACAUCAAUUCCUCUUGGGGGCCCUGACACUACUGUUGGCCCAGACACCACUGUUGGCCCAGACACCACUGUUGGCCCAGACACCACUGUUGGCCCUGUAAGCCCCAACUCUGUGGGGGAGCUGCUGGUUACCUUAAGUACCAGUGCAAAUAUUUCCUUCAAGUGACAGACUUUGCACAGAUAAACUAAACAUGUGUCAGCCCACCUGUAUGUUUUAAUUCAAAGGUUGGAUGACAGGGAUCCCCAUGAAACCACCGUGUAAUGUGAUUGUAACAAACCACUAGUGUACAUGUUUGUAACAAACCACUAGUGCACGUGUUUGUAACAAACCACGUGUGCCUGUGAUCGUAAUCAAGCACUGAUGUAUGUGAUUGUAAUUGGGCACUGGUGCAUGUAAUCAUACUCAUACACUAGCAAUAGUGUAUGUGAUUCGUAAGUGAGCAAUAGUGUGAAUUUAAGUUUAAGUAAAAUUGUUUUGUCCUGUGUCUUUCCCACUUUUUUUCACUAACAUAAUAACACUCUCACAUUCCCCGACUGUCAUAAAUUAAUGAGCUCCAAAUAUUACAUAAAUUAAUGAGCUCCUUAUGUCAUAAAUUAAUGAGCUCCAAAUAUUACAUAAAUUAACGAGUUCCCCAUAUGUCAUAAAUUAAUGAGUUCCCCUUAUGUCAUAAAUUAAUGAGCUCCAAAUAUUACAUAACUUAAUGAGUUCCCCAUUUCAUAAAUUAAUGAACUCCCCGUGUCAUAAAUCAAUAA